Lampris incognitus (smalleye Pacific opah) is the source of this 2757-nucleotide messenger RNA. RefSeq names its product hydroxyacyl-CoA dehydrogenase trifunctional multienzyme complex subunit alpha b (gene hadhab). The transcript has 20 exons. The coding region runs from base 41 to 2332 and encodes 763 amino acids. Gene Ontology annotation, cellular component: mitochondrion; mitochondrial fatty acid beta-oxidation multienzyme complex. Gene Ontology annotation, biological process: fatty acid beta-oxidation. Lineage: Eukaryota; Metazoa; Chordata; Actinopteri; Lampriformes; Lampridae. The record is from RefSeq and is a predicted model, not a curated record. Gene Ontology annotation, molecular function: enoyl-CoA hydratase activity; NAD+ binding; long-chain (3S)-3-hydroxyacyl-CoA dehydrogenase (NAD+) activity.
UCCCCCGGCGUCACUGCUUUUUGCUGAGCUCCUUCCCAAGAUGGCCGGUGUACGAGCCCUUGGUGUUCUGUCUAAAUUAACAUCAAGGAGAUAUGCUGUCAUCACAGGCAGCACUUUUCGUACUUUCUCAGUAGCCCCUGCAAUGCUAACCCGAACCCAUGUCAGUUAUGAGGUCAAGGGGGAUGUUGCCGUUGUUCGGAUCAAUGACCCCAAUUCAAAGGUCAACACCCUGUCAGUACAAAUGCAAAAGGAGAUGACAGAAGUUAUGAAUGAAAUAUGGGCCAAUGAUGCUGUCCAAAGUGCCGUUCUCAUAUCUUCAAAGCCUGGCUGUUUUAUUGCAGGAGCUGAUAUAAAUAUGAUCCAGGCCUGUAACAGUGAAGAAGAAGUUACCAAACUUUCUCAGGAAGGGCAGACAAUGUUUGAGAAGAUUGAGAAAUCUCCAAAGCCAGUUGUUGCUGCCAUCAAUGGCUCUUGCCUAGGAGGAGGUCUAGAGUUUGCCAUUGCAUGCCAGUACAGAAUUGCAACAAAAAGCAAGAAGACAGUCCUUGGUACCCCUGAAGUAAUGCUUGGGCUUUUACCUGGAGCUGGUGGAACACAGAGACUUCCCAAAAUGGUUGGUCUUCCCAGUGCCUUUGAUAUGAUGCUGACAGGAAGAAAUAUCCGAGCUGACAAAGCCAAAAAGAUGGGGCUUGUGCACCAACUGGUAGACCCUCUUGGACCUGGACUGAAGGGUCCAGAGCAGAGAACAAUAGAGUACCUUGAGGAAAUUGCCAUUGAAUGCGCCCGAGGAAUUGCCAAUAAGAAAAUCCCUCUCACCAAAGAGAGAGGCAUGAUGCAGAAACUUCAGGACUACAUCAUGAGCUUUGAGUUGGUGCGGAAUCAAAUUUACAAAACUGUCAAUGGUAAAGUUAUGAAGCAGAGCAAGGGGCUUUAUCCAGCACCACUGAAAAUCAUCGAAAGUGUGAAGGCUGGAGUAGAACAAGGACCUGUGGCUGGAUAUUUAGCUGAAUCUCAGAAUUUUGGUCAGUUGGCAAGAACCUCAGAAUCAAAAGCACUCAUUGGUCUUUACCAUGGUCAAGUUGCCUGCAAGAAGAACCGCUUUGGAACCCCUGCAAAAGAAGUGAAGACACUAGCCAUCUUGGGGGCAGGUCUUAUGGGGGCAGGCAUUGCCCAGGUGACUGUGGACAAGGGUGUGCACACGGUGCUGAAGGACACCACUGUGGCAGGACUGGGCAGGGGAGAACAGCAGGUCUACAAAGGACUCAACGACAAGACCAAGAAAAAGAACAUCACAUCCUUUGAGAGAGACUCAACACUGUCCAAUCUGACUGGUCAGCUGGAUUACAGUGGCUUUGAAAAAGCUGACAUGGUUAUUGAAGCUGUGUUUGAGGACAUCAACAUCAAGCACAAAGUCCUGAAGGAAGUUGAGGCAGUGACUUCCCCACAUUGUAUAUUUGCCAGCAACACAUCUGCUUUGCCCAUUAAGGAAAUUGCUGCAGCCAGCAAGAGACCUGACAAGGUCAUUGGAAUGCAUUAUUUCUCUCCAGUGGACAAGAUGCAGCUCCUUGAAAUUAUAACCACUGAUAAGACCUCAAACGACACUACAGCCUCUGCUGUGGCGCUUGGCCUUAAACAGGGCAAAGUCAUCAUAGUUGUUGGGGACGGACCAGGAUUCUACACCACAAGAUGUUUGGCUCCCAUGUUGGCAGAAGCAGUUAGAGUACUUCAGGAAGGGAUUGACCCCAAGAAGUUAGAUUCCCUCACCACCAGCAUAGGGUUUCCUGUGGGUGCAGCAACAUUGGCUGAUGAGGUUGGCAUUGAUGUCGCCGCCCAUGUGGCCGAGGACCUGGGAAAAGCCUUUGGCUCACGGUUUGGUGGUGGAAAUGUUGAGGUUCUAAAGACCAUGGUGGACUUGGGAUUCAAGGGCCGAAAAUCAGGAAAGGGUUGUUAUAUCUACCAGCCAGGACUCAAGGUCAAAGAGGUCAACCCAGAUAUCGGAGACAUCCUCGAGAAAUAUAAAAUGACACCAAACCCUGCUGUUUCAUCAGAUUCUGACGUACAGUACCGUCUGCUGUCUCGGUUCAUCAACGAGGCCGUGCUGUGCUUGCAGGAGGGCAUCCUGAACAACCCUGUGGAGGGAGACAUUGGAGCUGUGUUUGGACUGGGAUUCCCCCCAUGUCUUGGAGGGCCGUUCCGUUUUCUGGACGCCUUUGGUGCCGACAAACUGGUGGAGAAGAUGAGGAGAUUCGAAGCGGUGUAUGGAAAUCAUUUCACACCUUGCCAACUGCUACUGGAUCACGCAAGUGACUCGAGCAAGAAGUUCCACAAGUGACCCUACCCACCGUGUACCGAUAUACCCUCAUAAGACUCACAGAAUGUGCCUAGCCUUAACGCAGAUCAUAAGAACGGGGCAAACGGAAUGUUUUAAAGAGGAUGCUGUACUAUGAACAGAGAUGGAUGAAGUAAACCAUUUAACUCUGAACACCUCAUGUGCUAAUUAUUUUGUAUAGUGCAGUAUGUAUGAUACAGGAGCAUAUGAUGGCUAAGGGUAUAUUCACAUGUCACUAAUAUGGACAAAAUCUAAAUGCAAGAGUUCUAUGCUGCAAUUAGCAUGUGAUUUUUCACUGUUAAUUAAUGUCUAGUGACUAAUAUGGUGUUGUUUUUUUUACAUUAAUGAUGACAUUGGCCUUUGUUUCAGUGUUUGGGCAGUGAUGUAUUAUAUUUGAACUACAAAUUUAAAUUUUGUUAUUGAAUCCA